UUGUCUCGGGCCAAUCAAUCCCUCAGCCCCGUUACCGAUUGAGAUUUAACAGCGGCUCUGGAUCUUAACGAGCGUUCUCCAUCCUCGUCGACAGCUGCUCGGCGUCAGCCCCCGUUCGCUUGACUACCGGUUCCGUUUAUAUCUAGCCAGUUUCUUGAAUUUUUAAUGGAAAAUGGCGAUGUUUGCUCAGUCCCCCGGUCUGUUGUGCCUCCUCUCCGUUCAAACUGUGCUGCUCCUCAGCCUCUCUUCACCGGGAACGGCGACGCUCCUCUUUCCUCAGCACUACACGAUGAUGCACUGGGCAGGUCGCAUAGAGAAGGAACUGGAGAAGGUGCUGCAGCUCGUCACCGGAGUUCAGCAAAUGAAAGGAAUUUAUACUGACAAGAGAAAUCAUUUUGGUGUGGAGCGAAAUACGCCCAAGCAGCUGGUAGAGAAGGUGGCAGGAGACAUCGCCAAACUGCUCAACAGGAAACGCAAAGCUCUGGAGAGAUUGGCUAGAGAAGCUGAAGACAUCCAACGAGAACAUUCAUGGCAAGAUGCAAUCAAAGAAAAUGACAUCCAGUACUACGACUCCAAAGCCGACUCGGAUGUUCCGGAUGAUGAUGAUGGAGAAAACCUCUUGGAAAACCCGAACUCUCUUUCUUUGGAGUUUGUGGAUGAUCCCAACUUCAAGAACAAAGUCAACUACUCAUAUACAGCCGUACAGAUUCCUACUGACAUCUACAAAGGCUCUCCCACGAUCCUGAACGAGCUGAACUGGACUCAGUCUCUGGAGAGGGUCUUCAUUGAAAACAGUCGUGAGGAUCCUUCGCUGCGCUGGCAGGUGUUCGGCAGCGCCACCGGAGUCACCAGAUACUACCCAGCCACAAAGUGGAGAGCGCCCAACAAGAUUGACCUGUAUGAUGUGAGGAGACGCCCGUGGUACAUUCAAGGAGCUUCUUCUCCCAAGGACAUGGUCAUCCUCGUGGACGUGAGCGGUAGUGUCAGUGGACUGACCCUGAAGCUAAUGAAAACCUCUGUCAUCGAGAUGCUGGACACACUUUCUGAUGACGAUUACGUAAAUGUGGCUCGGUUCAAUGAGAAAGCGUACGCCGUGGUGCCGUGCUUCACAACGCUGGUCCAAGCCAACAUAAAAAACAAGAAGAUCUUCAAAGAGGCUGUGAUGAACAUGCAAGCGAAGGGGACGACAGACUACAAGACCGGCUUUCAGUUUGCCUUUGACCAGCUGUUAAAUGAGACCAGCGCUCCGAGAGCAAACUGCAAUAAGAUGAUAAUGAUGUUCACAGACGGUGGCGAGGACCGCGCUCAAGACAUCUUUGAGAAAUACAACUGGCCAAACAAAACAGUGAGAGUUUUCACGUUCUCAGUGGGGCAGCACAACUAUGACGUCACUCCUCUGCAGUGGAUCGCCUGUGCCAACAAGGGUUACUACUUUGAGAUCCCUUCCAUCGGAGCCAUAAGAAUCAACACACAGGAGUAUUUGGAUGUUCUUGGACGGCCAAUGGUGCUGGCAGGUGAACGGGCUAAACAAGUGCAGUGGACCAAUGUUUACCAGGAUGCUCUGGGUUUGGGGCUCGUCAUUACCGGCACAAUGCCAGUCUUCAAUCUCACCACUGACGGAGACUCUAAAAAUCAGUUGAAUCUUGGUGUCAUGGGUGUAGACAUCGCCCUCAAUGAAAUUAAAGAACUCACACCAAGAUAUAAGCUUGGAGCCAAUGGUUACACGUUUGCCAUAGAUCCCAAUGGCUAUGUGCUGCUGCACCCCAACCUACAGCCUAAGAUCAUUAACUUCAGAGAGCCAGUCACAUUGGACUUCUUGGAUGCUGAACUUCCAGAUCGCAACAAGGAGGAGAUCCGCCGUCAAAUGAUUGAUGGCAGAGCAGGACAGAGGAGAAUCAGGACACUGGUGAAGUCUGUGGAUGAGCGUUACAUUGAUGAGGUCCAGAGGACAUACAUAUGGAGUCCAGUGGAGGGCACAGAUUACAGUCUCGGUUUAGUUCUGCCGUCCUACAGCGAAAACCACAUCAAGGCCAACCUGAGCGACCAGAUCCUCCAGGUCCAGUAUUUUGAGUCUCUCCUGCCAAACACUUUUGAGUCAGAGGGACAUGUGUUCAUUGCCCCCAGGGAAUACUGCAAAGACCUGGAGCUGUCUAACAACAACACCGAGUUCCUGCUCAACUUCAUCGCUCUGAUGGAGAAGGUCACGCCGGACUCCAAACAAUGUGACAAUUUCUUGCUGCAUAAUCUGAUCUUGGACACGGGCAUCAUUAAAGAGCUGGUAGAUAAAGUCUGGAAGAACAAGGACCUCAACACGUACGGCUUUAUGGCGGUCUUUGCAGCCACAGAUGGAGGCGUCACUCGAGUUUUCCCUAAUAACUGUAAAGCCAAUGAUGAAUCCAUACUGAAUCCAGAGAACGACACCAUCGGCAUUCUGGUUAGCACUGCAGUGGAGGUGACCAUAGGAAACAAAAACCUGAAACCUGCAGUUCUGGGUGUGAAGCUUGAUCUUGAGGCAUGGACAGACAAAUUCAAGAUCCUGGCGAGCAACCACACCAACAGCAACCGACAGAGCUCUCAAACGUGUGGACCCACCAGUGGCUGUGAAAUGGACUGUGAAGCCAACAGUGAUGACUUGCUUUGCUAUCUGAUAGAUGACGGCGGCUUCCUCGUCAUGUCCAAUCAGAAAGACUACUUGAAUAAGAUCGGGAUGUUCUUCGGCGAGGUCGAUGCCACCCUCUUUUACGCCCUCUAUAACAACUCCUUCUACAAACGCCAGCAGUCUUACGACUAUCAGUCGGUGUGUGACCCGGUGCCCAGCAGCAACACAGGGGCCGCCCCGCGAGGAGUGUUUGUGCCUACUAUUGCUGAUGUGUUAAAUGUUGCCUGGUGGACGUCAGCAGCUGCCUGGUCACUGCUGCAACAGAUGCUGUAUGGUUUUGCCUAUCAGAGCUGGUUCAUGACAGAUGAGGUGGAUGCUGAAGGACUGGAGUCUAGAGAGACCAGCUGUGUGACGGUACAGACACAGUUUUACUUCAGUAACAUCAGCAGCUCCUACAACAUACUGCAGGACUGUGACAACUGCUCCAGGUUAAUUCAUGCUAGGAGAAUAAACAACACCAACCUGCUGUUUGUGGUGGCUGAAAAACUGUCCUGCGACUCCUGUGAAAUAGAGAAACUGUCUCAGGUGGAGACAGAAUAUAAAGAAACAAAUACAUGCGAGACAAUAGCCACAGCCCGGUAUAGAAAAGGAACCACGAGCUGUUUCGACUACAGUGUUUUAGAGAACACAUCAGACUGUGGGCGGGGUCACUCAUUCCGCCCCUCCCUCCUCACUUUACUCCUCCUCCAGCUCCUCCUCCUGAUUGUUCUGGCCCGCCCCUCUGUUUAACUCCAUCCUCCUGUCCUCCUCUCCCUCCUUCUCGUCUCCUUAAUUUCUCCUUUAUCUCCCCGUUGCUCUAGUCAUAGGUAAUAUAAAGGGACUUCCUCCUGCCCUUAUACCGAAGCCCAGUCGUACUGCUUCAUCCACUUAGCUUCACAGGUUGUUGCUUAGUGACCGUUGCAGAACUUUGUCGUCUCCUGCCAAUCAAGAGCAUUUGUGGGAGGAGCUUAAAGUGUCUUUACGAAAACAGGAAGCUAGCGAUGUGAACACCGACGGCCAUCUUGGACCAACGAAGAAAUGGUGGAAACUGACACGGACUGUUCCCUCCUGCCCUUGCGGCCGAAAGGGGGUCGGGUUUCGUUUGACUCCACCUCUAAAGGGGAAAGGUCAUCCUCAUCAUCCUCAUCUUCAUCUUGUAACCCGUGUCGCGAGGCUACGGGGCGUUCUGACGCCGUCUAGCUUCCGGUAAUAAGAAAAUAACCGAAUAAGAGCAGAACUUUAAGCGAUUCCCAAAAAAUAUCAAUAACAACAUGUGAGUAUUAAAAACAUGCCUCCAUAUAUUAGGGUAUUUAACGAGAAAGAGAAGACAAUAGAUGAUAUUUAUUCAAUUAUCUUUUGUUUAUUUAUGCACUAUAUCUACUUCUUGCCAAAAUGAGACUUGUUGUGUGGUCUAAUUUUUCUAGCCAAAUUAGGAGGUAAGAAAACCACAGAAAAAGAAAGUAGAGAAAUUAAAGAGGUAUCACACCAUUCCUUCAUCAGUCACAAGGGCUUCAUAGAUUUAUUAUUUAUAUUGAUAUCACAACCCUGAUCCGAUUAGGUUAGGAUUUUUAUUUGUGUUUAUUAUUUUUAUCACAAGGUAAACUAUAUUAAUGCCUCAGUAAUAUAAUAUUUGCAGCUAAUAUGUAAUAGCAUGUGUGCAUUUUUAAAGGACUAGUACACCUAAAAAUGACAAUUUUGUGUAAUUUAUCAUUCAUU
This is a messenger RNA of Sinocyclocheilus anshuiensis, 4354 nucleotides long. RefSeq names its product voltage-dependent calcium channel subunit alpha-2/delta-2-like. Bases 173 to 3388 code for a protein of 1071 amino acids. Gene Ontology annotation, cellular component: voltage-gated calcium channel complex. The transcript is spliced from 38 exons. Lineage: Eukaryota; Metazoa; Chordata; Actinopteri; Cypriniformes; Cyprinidae. Gene Ontology annotation, molecular function: voltage-gated calcium channel activity. The record is from RefSeq and is a predicted model, not a curated record.